AUGGCUGUAAGCAACAAACAGGUGAUAUUCAAGAAUUAUGUGAGUGGUCUGCCCAAAGAAUCAGACAUGGAAGUAAUAGAAAGUAGUAUUCAACUGAAGGUGCCAGAGGGUACUAAAGAUGCAAUUUUACUCAAGAAUCUCUACUUGUCUUGUGAUCCUUAUAUGAGAGGCCGCAUGACGAACCUUGAAACAUUAUAUAUGCCUUCUUUCGAGCCUGGCUUGCCUCUAAGUGGUUUUGGAGUGGCCAAAGUUCUGGAUUCUACACAUCCAGAUUACGAAAAGGGCGAUUUCGUUUGGGGGAUAACUGGUUGGGAAGAGUAUAGUCUCAUAACAGCACCAGAUCAUUUUUUCAAAAUUCAACACAUGGAUGUGCCUCUUACCUACUAUACUGGACUUCUUGGUAUGCCUGGUAUGACUGCUUAUGCUGGUUUUUAUGAGGUAUGCUCCCCUAAGAAAGGAGAGUACGUCUAUGUAUCAGCUGCAUCUGGAGCAGUUGGUCAGCUUGUUGGGCAGUUUGCAAAACUGUUAGGCUGCUAUGUUGUUGGAAGUGCUGGAAGCAACAAGAAAGUUGAGUUACUGAAGAAUAAGUUUGGGUUUGAUGCUGCUUUCAACUAUAAGGAAGAGCCAGACUUGAAUGCUGCUUUGAAAAGGUACUUUCCUGAAGGCAUUGAUAUUUACUUCGAAAACGUUGGGGGAAAGAUGCUGGACUCAGUGCUGCUAAACAUGAGGAACCAUGGUCGCAUUGCUGCAUGUGGAAUGAUCUCACAGUACAACCUAGACCAUCCUGAAGGAGUGCACAACUUGGUGCCUGUUGUGUUUAAACGGGUUCGCAUUGAAGGGUUUUUGGUUAAUGAUUUCUUUCAUCUCUAUCCCAAGUUUCUAGAAAUGGUUAUACCUCACAUCAAAGAAGGGAAGAUAACAUACGUUGAAGAUAUAGCCGAAGGCCUCGAGGGUGCUCCAGCUGCUCUCGUUGGCCUAUUCACUGGUCGCAAUGUUGGGAAACAGUUGGUUGUUGUCUCCCGUGAUUGA
Durio zibethinus is the source of this 1029-nucleotide messenger RNA. Its product is annotated as 2-alkenal reductase (NADP(+)-dependent)-like. Gene Ontology annotation, biological process: response to oxidative stress. NCBI's taxonomy places the organism in Eukaryota, Viridiplantae, Streptophyta, Magnoliopsida, Malvales, Malvaceae. The record is from RefSeq and is a predicted model, not a curated record. Gene Ontology annotation, molecular function: 2-alkenal reductase [NAD(P)H] activity.